GCCGACUACUCGUCGUCGACCGAUAAGAUAACCGGAUCAAAUGUUAAUCGUGCAAUCGUAGAUCGUAGUUUGUAAAAUCUAUGGUACAAUCGUCGCGUCGUUACUGUAACAGUACAAAAUAUUUUCAUUCGUUUUUGUCGUAAAACUGUGCAGUCGUUGCUAUGGUACCUGUCGUAAAUAAUUAUUAAUAUUGCCGACACCGUUACGUAUAAGUACGUAAAACGACUCACUCUUCAACGCUUAAACGGAUAUUGUCAUCAUGGUAGUGGCCAACGCAAAUGGUAGCGCAUACACACCGACCGUUGUGGCGCAGGUCCGGUACAUGUUACAGUGGUUCGGAGAGUGGAGUGAAAUGGAACGCGGCGACUUCCUGCCGGUGUUGGUUCACGGGUUUGGUAGUAACGGCGGCGCAGCCAAUGGUCUGCCGGCGAUCAUGGAAACCCUGUGCAAGGAAGAAGGCCGUCCGCUCAGUCUGUUCAAAUGCCGCAUCAAGCUGUUCACCGAAUGGGUCCAGACGUGGUCUGAUGACGACAAAGACAGCUUCCUGAGCGGCAUACGUUCCAUGGACACGGAUUUUGCAGAGAGAUACGAACAAAAAGCUGUCGGUUACGUGGUCAGCAGCUCCGAGCACUGCAAUGGCAUCAAUGGGGAUGAAAAUCCCGAAGAAUUACCAGAAGAAACAAUUUAAAUGGACUAUGCUCAUCACAUAUUAUAAGCUCUGUGAUUUCAAAUAAUAGGUACUUCAUUAAGGGUUGUAAAAUUUUAUUUAGCCAUUCAUCAUUUUGGUAAUGGAUUCUUACAAAAUGGUUAUUUUAAAUUAGAUCAAGUUUUAAAAUAGUUUUUUACUUAAUACUUAAUACAUUCCAACUUAUGAUAUACUUUAUGCUCACUUAUCUUUUACUUCAAUAAUUUACUGUUUGCAUAUUGACUUAUCAAAAAUUGUUACUACUUAUUUUGUAUUUGUGUACAAAUACCUUCCUAGAACCUUUUUAAUUAGUUUUAUCACAUCUCAAGAACUGUCUAGUGAUUAUGACUAUAAUCAUUUAAACUAUAUAAAUUUCUAUAAAUUUCUUUUUUAAUUUUAGUUUUGAUAUGUAUUUUAUAAAACAUUUUUUUUCUUUGUAUUGCAAUAAUUAUACAUUCCAUAAUUUUAGUAUAUAAUAUAUAAAAUGGUUAAUAGUGAAUUUUAUUUUUUCUACCCAUUAGGAUUAAAAUUUAAUAUUUAUACUCUAUGUAAAUAAUUUAUUACAUUGGUUUACAUGAUAAUAAUUUGCCAUUUAUAAAUUGAGUCUAGAAUAUAAAUGUAAUAUUAUUUUACUUGAUUAAUAUUAAGAAUAGGUAUGUUGUCAAGCAGUAUUAUUAGAAACAUAACAGUAUUAUUUAAUAUAAAAAUAUUUAAUUAAUAUGGUAUUUAAUCUAGUUUUAUGAUACAUAUUUAGGCUUAUUAAUUGUAUUGUGCAAUCAUUAUAUUGUAUUUAAUUUAGUUAAGAUUAAGUUAUAUUAUUUUCUGUUUGUGAACCGAAUUAGAUUACCAAUGACUAAUGUGUAUUAUAAAAUAUCACAUCAAAAUAUAUUUUAACUCCAAACAAUAAAUGACUACACAUAUC
Molecule: messenger RNA, 1607 nt
Organism: Rhopalosiphum padi (bird cherry-oat aphid)
Lineage: Eukaryota; Metazoa; Arthropoda; Insecta; Hemiptera; Aphididae
Exons: 2
Coding region: 260-688 (142 amino acids)
Source: RefSeq, a predicted model, not a curated record